AUGUAUCUCAGAUGGAGAAAAAUGAAAAAACUCAUAAUCAAUGCUCAAGAUGUGCAGCUAUUUUUAUCAAUUCUAAAAUUUCUACCCCUGAACAAAUAUAAUGGUUUUAAAUUUGACAGUGCUGAACGUAUUUAUGUUAAAAAAGAUAAUAAACCGACAAAAACAAUAAAAGUUAUUUUUGUUGAUAAAUUAAAUUGUAAAACAUUUUUAAAAACCGGGUUAAAAACUGAUUAUUUGCAUUAUGAUGUUGAACCAGCUAAACCAAAUACACAACCUGUUCAGUGCUACAAAUGUUGUAAAUUUGGACAUCCAGCCAAAUAUUGCAAAAAUGUUGGAAUAUGUAUUAAAUGUAGUGGUCCAUAUGCAGCAACAUUAAUUGAAUACAAAUGCAAAAUAUCAACAACAUUUACAAUGCGAGGCGGAACGCCCCAAAGAUCGCCGUUAUUGUAUAUAUUGUUCACCAGUGAUUCAUUAUCCACCAUUCCAAGUCAUAACAACUUGUUUGCAGAUGAUACUGCGCUUUGGGGUAUUGCUAAUACAACAAAAAGUUUAUCAAUACGUUUACAAGAAUCAGUAACGAGUUUGUGA
Messenger RNA from Didymodactylos carnosus, 588 nucleotides. The record is from the annotation of a GenBank genome assembly. Lineage: Eukaryota; Metazoa; Rotifera; Eurotatoria; Philodinida; Philodinidae.